Prionailurus viverrinus (fishing cat) is the source of this 821-nucleotide messenger RNA. It is a transcript of the gene CCDC12, whose product is annotated as coiled-coil domain containing 12. The coding region runs from base 31 to 531 and encodes 166 amino acids. Gene Ontology annotation, cellular component: U2-type spliceosomal complex; post-mRNA release spliceosomal complex. The record is from RefSeq and is a predicted model, not a curated record. The transcript is spliced from 7 exons. NCBI's taxonomy places the organism in Eukaryota, Metazoa, Chordata, Mammalia, Carnivora, Felidae.
GCGGGACGAGGGAACCGGCGGGCGGGUAACAUGGCCGCUACUGCGGCUGGUGUGGGCCGGCUAGAGGAAGAGGCGUUGCGGCGAAAGGAACGGCUGAAAGCCCUACGGGAAAAAACUGGGCGCAAGGACAAGGAAGAUGGGGAGCCCAAGACCAAGCAGCUCAGAGAAGGGGAAGAGGAAGGCGAGAAGCACAGGGAACUCAGGCUGCGGAACUAUGUCCCAGAGGACGAGGACCUGAAGAGGAGGAGGGUGCCCCAGGCCAAGCCAGUCGCCGUGGAAGAGAAGGUGAAGGAGCAGCUGGAGGCCGCCAAGCCAGAGCCCGUCAUCGAGGAAGUGGACCUGGCCAACCUCGCGCCCCGGAAGCCUGACUGGGACCUCAAGAGAGACGUAGCCAAGAAACUAGAGAAGCUAGAAAAACGGACCCAGAGGGCCAUUGCCGAGCUGAUCCGUGAGAGGCUGAAAGGCCAAGAGGACAGCCUGGCCUCUGCAGUGGACGCCACCACCGAGCAAGAGGCCUGUGACUCUGACUGAGGCACGCCAUGUCCCCUUGCCCCUGUCAGGCCUGUCCUGUGGGUGGGUGGUCUCGGGCAAGGGUGGGGCUGGGCUUGCUGUUACCUCCAGAGCCAAACCGCCCCGUCAGCCUGGAACCCCCGCCGUGGGGUGAGGUCAGCUCCUUGUCUCCUAAGUGGUCCCCGUCACCCCGACAGGGGCAGAGCUGACAGCAACCCUGUGGGCUUGCUGUGUCUGUACAUAUGUAUGUAUUUUGAACUUUCUUUUAUCUCUAGAAAUAGAAACAAGCAGACCUGUAUGUGCGCCAGAAA